CAAUUUCAGAUGCAGGCUUCUAAGGGUCGGGGUAGAGGGGUUUUAGCUCUUCUGAACUGUAAGACUCCAUUAAGGAAACCCAAGGCCUUUCAGAUUGAGACGAGUAGUGUUCACUGUGACAUUGAUACCAUCACCUCCCCAGAAAUCAAGUACACAUCUUCGUGGGCAGAUUGUGAGACAGACACUGGGGAGGGAUUUAGGGAGGGACAGAGCCUGAUGGUCAAAUUCACCUACAACGCUAAUCAGGAUACCCCAUUAGACGAACCUGAAUUGUCCGUCAGACAGAAAGACGAUGUCAUCUUCAUCAAGUACAACCCACAGAACAAGAUGUGGUGUAAAGUACGAUUAGGGAGAAAUGAAGGUUAUGUCCCCUCGUCAUACCUCAUUUCUACAGAACAAAAUGACAGAUUGCCAUGGCUGAAAGCCCCUGCUGCUAUACCACAAGAAAAAGUUGAAUACAAGCCAUAUAAAUCAGCUUAUGCUAGAGAGACCCCUAAAGAGACAGAGCCUGCCACCAGUUACAGAUGUGAUGUCUGCUGUAAAGACUUCAAUGGACCUCAACCAUAUACAAUGCAUAUGAAAAGCAAGGCCCACAAAGAGGAAGUAGAGGCCCAAGAAGGGUAUUAAAAUAUGUGAAGGGGACCCAGAAAGGGUAGAUAAGAAGUUAAGAAUUAUGAGAUUAUAUUUUGAACAAGACAUAUCAAGAAAAAUAUCUCAGGUUGAUUUUGCUGUGGUUCUCAGGUUAUGACCAAGUAAUGCUAAUGAUAUUGUAGGAGCAACAUGAACUAAGCAAAUUCUUUUACAAUUUAGUUUUGUUAUGUACGAUUUUUGCUUUUCAUUUUGUCUGUACUGAAUAGGAAGAAAAUUUACAAAAGUAACAAUAAGCAGUAAAAGAAAUUCUACUUUUUUAUACCCCUUGCUUUUCAAGUGAAGUGUCUGUACAUCUGUAAUGUUUUGGGGUGGCCAUCCCUUAUCUGCAUAUUUCCCUAUUUUACUGAUUUAGUGAGACUUUCAUUCAUCUUUGUUAUUGUUCACCUAUUUUUUGCUUUUCAAUUAGACAUAUAUUGUGGGCUUCCCAUAACAAAAAAGGACACUGCCAUUCUUUCUCCGAUAUUGGAGUAGUCACCCCUUAUGUGAAAUAUUUCAAAACUUUUAGGAAUGUUUCAUAUUUCUCAUAAAAGUAAGUGAUCUCCUUUUAUUCCUAUUAUAUAAAUUGAUGGGUUUGGAAAUUAAACUUGAAUAUUUUUUUAAACGAUUUUUUAUAUUUGUUGAACAUGUUCGUUCUUAAAGAGUUGUAAUGAAUAUGACUAUGUUAAAUUUUGUAUACACUAGAAUAACAUCUAACUGUUUAGAGAAAUACCUGGGUAAGAUAUGUAUUAGAAAGCUUUGUGAAUAUUUCUAGUCAAGAAUUUAUGGUUAUAUACUGUUACCGAGUACCUGGUAGCUACUGAG
Molecule: messenger RNA, 1452 nt
Organism: Saccostrea cuccullata (small rock oyster)
Lineage: Eukaryota; Metazoa; Mollusca; Bivalvia; Ostreida; Ostreidae
Exons: 4
Coding region: 10-627 (205 amino acids)
Molecular function (GO): protein binding
Source: RefSeq, a predicted model, not a curated record